UUCUAUAGUGCCUAGGUAAGCGUCAAAUCUCAGUCCAGCGUGGGCGAGGACCACCCCCAACUGGAAGCGCGAGUGGUAAAUUUGGCGUCCCUGUUGAUGUGGUUGCCUUCCCAUUUGAGAGAUCAUAACAAUAUAUUGCUGACUUUAGAGUCAGCUGAGAGUCAGCAAUCGUCUCAUAGUCAGCUCAGUCAGUGAGUGAACUGCUGUCGACGACCGUGGUCGUGUGAGCCACUCGUGUCCGCUUCAAUAUUCGUGGGACCGUAUGGAUUUAUUCCGCUAGAUUGUCGCCCAUCUGGCCCAUCCGAGUCCAUCGUCCAUCGUCCGUCCACGCCCACUCACCUGCUUGGCCGGUGACACUGUUCCUGUGGUGCCCUCCCUUUGGAUUCUUGUUUGUGGUAAAGCUUCUUCCUCUCCUCCUCCCGUCAUCAUGGAUAAUAUGCUCCCGAGUCCGUCGUUCAACAUCCCGUCCAGCACGCCCCAUCAUGCCAUGGACGAGGACCAGAUGAUCAACCCCCAAGCUCAAGCCGCCCAACAAAACAACGCCUUAGGCACGGGCUUCAGUUUCGGCGGAUACACGCCGCAGAACCUGUUGAGCUCGCAGACGCCGCAGAAUCUUUUGGCUAGUCCAGCACCGGGUUCCAGCCACGUUUACGCCCCCUGCGCCUCCCCCGCCCCACCCUCGCCGGCCACCCCCUUAUCCAUGGCCCCGCCCCAGUCCAUGGACACGGGCAUCGUGCCUCAAUUGCAAAACAUCGUGUCCACCGUCAGUUUGGGCUGCAAACUCGAUCUCAAAAAAAUUGCCUUACACGCCCGUAACGCUGAGUACAACCCCAAGCGUUUUGCCGCCGUCAUCAUGCGGAUCCGCGAACCCCGCACCACGGCUCUUAUCUUCAGCUCGGGUAAGAUGGUGUGUACGGGCGCCAAAUCGGAAGAGCAUUCACGUCUGGCCGCCCGCAAAUACGCCCGCAUCGUGCAAAAGUUGGGCUUCCCGGCCAAGUUCAAAGACUUCAAGAUCCAAAACAUGGUGGGCUCCUGCGACGUCAAAUUCCCCAUUCGACUCGAGGGCUUGGUGCUCACGCACAGUCAGUUUAGCUCGUACGAGCCGGAGCUAUUCCCGGGCUUGAUCUAUCGCAUGGUCAAACCUCGGAUUGUGUUACUGAUCUUCGUGUCCGGUAAGGUGGUGUUGACGGGCGCCAAAGUGCGGCAGGAGAUUUAUGAAGCCUUUGAUAAUAUUCAUCCCAUUCUCAAGAAUUUCAAGAAGCAGUAACCCUCGAAGGGACUGGAGACACCCGCAUUUUGACCAACGUUGGACCCCUCUUCAAAGUCUGAAUUUAUAUAAUGUUAACGUUUAUGUCCCCCCCCUCCCCAGGACUCAAAGUGUCAGCUGUGAGUCCGCCCGCUAUCGUCCGUUUCUCUCCCCAAGACCACCCGUGUCUCCCAGAAUGAAUAAACCGUAAAAUAAAGUCGAACUUGCUAUCAAUCCUC
Molecule: messenger RNA, 1485 nt
Organism: Tigriopus californicus
Lineage: Eukaryota; Metazoa; Arthropoda; Copepoda; Harpacticoida; Harpacticidae
Gene: Tbp
Biological process (GO): DNA-templated transcription initiation
Molecular function (GO): RNA polymerase II general transcription initiation factor activity; DNA binding
Source: RefSeq, a predicted model, not a curated record